AUGUUUCUUCCGUACGGAUGUCCAUCAGCCGGAAAGUGCAAAAUAACUACAAUUACUAGAAAAUAUUGUCCCAAAUGUCGGUUUGAUAAGUGUUUGGCCGUUGGAAUGAAACGGGAUUCAAACAAUUCAGAGACACAAACAAUGAUAACAACAAUCACUCCCUUAUAUAAAGAAAUCAUUGGUUCUAACGGUUUGAAUGAAUUGGAGAUCCAAAGGAUUACUGAGUUGUCGGUGGCGUCCGAUGUAUACAACUAUCCAUUGGCUAAAUAUAUAAUUGAAAUACGAGAUGAAAAUGAAUUAUUCCGUAUAAUUAAAGUCAAAUCCGAGCACUUUAUUAGGGAUACCAUUAAAUUCACUAAAGGUUUGCUAUCGUUUGCCAACACCUGUCCCGACGACCAGUACGUGCUGUUCAAGUCCGGGGCCUUUGAAGUGAUUUAUAUGCAAUACUUAGACACUUACGAUAGGGAUCGGGAAAUAUUUCACAUUCAUCUAGAUAAGGAGCAUUCAUUGUUGAUUACACUGCAGUCAUAUAAGGAGACGGACUUUAAUUAUUAUAAUAUGUUUAAGCGAUUCUUGGAUUCAAUUAUUCCCGAAUUACACAGCGAUCCCAUUAUUAUGAAUUUGUUAUUGCACUCUUCAGCCCAAAUCGACCCGAUUUGA
Medioppia subpectinata is the source of this 660-nucleotide messenger RNA. The record is from the annotation of a GenBank genome assembly. NCBI's taxonomy places the organism in Eukaryota, Metazoa, Arthropoda, Arachnida, Sarcoptiformes, Oppiidae.